AGUGGCAAGAGUGCGACAGGGAACACCAUCCUUGGAAGAAAUGCAUUUGAAUCUAUGCUUUCACUAUGUUCAAUAACCCCGGACUAUGAAAAAGCUGAGAGUGUCAUCCAGGGAAGACCAAUUACUGUUGUUGACACUCCUGGUCUUUUUAACACUGGAGGAGUCACUGUACAAGAAACAGCUGAAAAGAUUGGAAAUGCCCUUCGCAAUUUCUAUGGUGGGGUCCAUGCCAUCGUCCUGGUGAUGCAGCUGGGCCAAGUCAUUGAAGAAUGCAAGCAAGUGGCUGAGUGGGUGACCAAGAUUUUCCAUCCUGAAGCACAGAGGUACACAAUCCUGUUAUUCACCAGAGCUGAAGAUCUUGAGAAGCCUGAAGAUCUGAAAGGUUUAAUCAAAGACAACAAAUACCUCAAGGAGCUGACAGCCAAGUGUGGAAAUCGGUACAUUGGUUUCAGCAACAGAGCCACUGGGGAGGCAAGGGAUCGGCAGGUUGCAGAGCUCAUCAGCAUGAUUGAUGCCAUGGUAGAGCAGAAUCGUGAUGCUCCGCGUUACACACGAGAAAUGCUGGAGAAACAUAAAGAGAAAUCUCCUGAACAGGGUAAAGGGGUCCGGGAAGCCUUGAUGCUCCUCAAGGUGGAAAUCUUAAAGGCGCAAGAACUGGCUGCUCCUGAAUGCCGUAAGGAUUCUGCUGGGGAAGCUGGCUGCCCGUGGCCUGGACAGGUCUGCCCUUCUUUGGGCAAGGAACUGGAUGAGGGCCGUGCCCAGCAGGUCGUGGUGAAUGGAAGCGAAGUCCUGCUGGCGACCCGUUACGAGUGGUGUCCCACAGGGUCG
Molecule: messenger RNA, 828 nt
Organism: Lagopus leucura (white-tailed ptarmigan)
Lineage: Eukaryota; Metazoa; Chordata; Aves; Galliformes; Phasianidae
Product: GTPase IMAP family member 7-like
Exons: 3
Molecular function (GO): GTP binding
Source: RefSeq, a predicted model, not a curated record